Molecule: messenger RNA, 1044 nt
Organism: Vitis vinifera (wine grape)
Lineage: Eukaryota; Viridiplantae; Streptophyta; Magnoliopsida; Vitales; Vitaceae
Exons: 1
Coding region: 1-1044 (347 amino acids)
Source: RefSeq, a predicted model, not a curated record
AUGAGGAGGUUUGCUCAUAUCAUUGAUGAUUUAGGGCUGGUAGAUCUCCCGUUGCAAGGGGGAGUGUUUACUUGGAGUGGGGACCUGAACAACCAGUCCUGGGCAAGGUUGGACAGGUUCUUGGUGUCUCCUAGCUGGCUAGACAAGUUCAGUGGGGUGAUUCAAAGGAAACUACCUCGUCCUGUUUCAGACCAUUUUCCUAUUCUGCUAGAAGGAGGCGGGCUAAGAAGAGGUCCUUCUCCUUUCAGGUUCGAAAAUAUGUGGUUAAAAGUUGAGGGUUUUCUAGACCUUAUCCGGAGUUGGUGGAGGGAAACUGAGGUCGGGGGCACCGCUAGCUACAGAUUGGCAGCAAAGACGAAGGAGCUCAAACAGAAACUGAAAGUUUGGAAUAGAGAGGUCUUUGGUAAUUUGGAAGGUAACAAAAGAGCAGCCUUGCAGCAAGUGGACUAUUGGGAUGGUGUGGAAAGUGAAAGAAGUUUGUCCUUGGAAGAGACAGAAUUAAAAAAGGAAGCAAAGGAAAGCUAUAAAAAAUGGGUUCUGUUGGAAAAAAGUCAUUGGAGACAACUCUCAAGGGAGGUUUGGCUUAAGGAAUGGGACAAAAAUACGGGAUUUUUUCAUCGAAUGGCGAAUGCCCAUCGUAACAACAAUUCGUUGGAUAGAGUAAAGAUUGAUGGGGUUUGGUUGGAAGAGGAUCAGGAUGUAAGGGAGGGGAUUGCAAAUGCUUUUCAUCAGAGGCUCUCAGAAGACGUGGGAUGGAAGGCGGAUAUUGAGGGGAUCCAAUUAGAUCAGAUUAGCCAGCAAGAAGCAGAGAGUCUUGAGAUUCCAUUAUCUGAAAAUGAGAUCCAUUCAGCCUUAAUGGAGAUGAGUGGGGAUAAAGCCCCUGGGCCGGAUGGUUUUACUAUGGCGUUUUGGCAAAGCUCUUGGGAUUUCGUGAAAGAUGAGGUCUUGGAGAUGUUUAAGGAGUUUCAUGAGCAAGGAUCUUUUCUCAAAAGCCUCAAUAACACUUUCUUGGUUCUGAUUCCUAAGAAAGGGGGCGGCGGCUGA